AAAAAGGUGUAGUGAUAGGCUAAAGACUGAGAGUGGCAGUAGUGAGCAGUUAACCGUAACAAGACUCCCAGAGCAGACGAGGAAGACGAAGCGACGCAUGCGCAUGGUGCUGACCUUCCAGACAGCGAGCAUGGCAACACGGACACUAACAAGAGGUUUGUUGGGACUAAGACAUGCUGCUGUGAAACUCGACAAGUGUGGAGGAUGUGUUUAUUCCUCGGCAGCGGCUUUACAGGUUCCACCGCCUCAAACACAGCAAGUCUAUCAAAAUUCAGACCACAUUUUCAAACUGACCCUUGAGAAAGAAGACUUCUUCAGGGUGUCUGAGCUUUUCUCCUUGAAGGACUUGUUUGACGCCAGAGUGCAUCUUGGCCAUAAGAAAGGAUGCAGACACAGGUUAAUGGAGCCCUACCUUUACGGCUGCCGUCUGGACCAGGACAUCAUCGACCUGGACCAGACCAUGGAACACCUCCAGCUCGCCCUCAACUUCAUGGCGCACGUGGCUUUCCGCGGCGGCAUCAUCCUCUUCGUCAGCCGCCGCCGCCAGUUCUCCCACCUGGUGGAGAGCACGGCGAGGGACUGCGGCGAGUACGCCCACACGCGCUACUGGCAGGGCGGCCUCCUCACCAACGCCCACAUCCAGUACGGCGCCGGCGUGCGCCUGCCGGACCUGGUGGUCUUCCUGUCCACGCUCAACAACGUCUUUCAGCAGCACGUCGGCGUCCGCGACGCCGCCAAGAUGAACAUUCCCACUGUCGGCGUGGUGGACUCCAACUGCAACCCCAGCCUGCUGACGUACCCCGUUCCCGGGAACGAUGACACGCCGGUUGCCAUGGAGAUGUACUGUCGCCUCUUUAAGAUGACCAUCAACAGAGCCAAGGACAAGAGGAGGCAGAUGGAGAUGGUGCACGGCCUCAUCGCGCCCGCCUCGCCGACCUGAUUGAAAGACGCUGUUUGAAGUGGAAUCUUUUUGUUUUGGGAACUGUGUGUAUAAUACUGAUGAUCUAAUACAUCUUGCAAUUGUAUAUUAUC
This is a messenger RNA of Nerophis lumbriciformis (worm pipefish), 1032 nucleotides long. RefSeq names its product mitochondrial ribosomal protein S2 (gene mrps2). Gene Ontology annotation, biological process: translation. NCBI's taxonomy places the organism in Eukaryota, Metazoa, Chordata, Actinopteri, Syngnathiformes, Syngnathidae. The record is from RefSeq and is a predicted model, not a curated record. Gene Ontology annotation, cellular component: mitochondrial small ribosomal subunit; ribosome. Gene Ontology annotation, molecular function: structural constituent of ribosome.